AAAAAAAAAUCCCACCGAGGAGUAGGGCGACAUAGCGGAGCAGGUCUGAGCGGAGAGCAGAGUUUACUGGAUACACGAGACGGUGCGACCCGGUGACGGAAGAUUUCUAAUACAACAUUCUGGGGAUUUACAAGAGUGGCCGGCUGCAGCAUCUCUGAAGAUGUCUGAUAAUGGGGAGGUUGAGGACAAGCCCCCAGCUCCUCCCAUGAGAAACACCAGCACCCUGAUUGGUUCCAGUAACAAAGACCCCGCCCCCCUCAACCAUGGCUCCAAGCCCCUCCCACCAAACCCAGAAGACAAGAAAAAGAAGGACCGCUCAAUUCGGUUCAUCCUGACGGGAGGAGGCGAUAAGACCUAUAAGAAGAAGGAACGUCCAGAGAUCUCUCUGCCCUCAGACUUUGAACACACGAUCCAUGUUGGCUUCGAUGCCGUUACCGGGGAGUUUACUGGCAUGCCGGAGCAGUGGGCCCGGCUCCUACAGACCUCCAACAUCACCAAACUGGAGCAGAAGAAGAAUCCUCAAGCUGUCCUCGAUGUUUUAAAGUUCUACGACUCGAAGGAAACGGCCAACAGCCAGAAAUACAUGAGCUUCACUGAUAAAAACACAGAUGCGUACAACUCUUCCACCUUAACGAGCUCCAAGGCCGUGUCGGAGACCCCCGCUGUGGCAACGGUGUCUGAGGACGAAGACGAAGACGAGGCCGAGCCCCCGCCGGUGGUCGCCCCCCGCCCCGAACACACCAAAUCAAUCUACACUCGUUCAGUGAUCGAGCCCCUCCCUCCUCCUUCAACCAAAGAUGCCGCCACCUCGCCCAUCUCCCCGCCGACCGCCGCCGCCGCCGUCACCCCGACGCCCCCCUCAGAGGCCGCCCCCGGCAGCCCUCCCAGUGCAAGCCCCGCCCCUGGGCCAUCCCUGCCCCGCUCACAAGACAAAACCAAAAAGAAGAAGAUGUCAGACGAGGAGAUCCUGGAGAAACUACGGACGAUUGUCAGCGUGGGAGACCCGAAGAAGAAAUAUACACGCUUUGAGAAGAUUGGACAGGGGGCCUCUGGAACAGUUUACACAGCUAUAGACAUCGCCACGGGGCAGGAGGUUGCCAUCAAACAGAUGAACCUGCAGCAGCAGCCCAAGAAGGAGCUAAUCAUCAACGAGAUCCUGGUGAUGAGGGAAAACAAGAACCCCAACAUCGUCAACUACCUGGACAGCUACCUGGUGGGCGAUGAGCUCUGGGUGGUGAUGGAGUACCUGGCCGGAGGCUCUCUGACAGAUGUCGUGACAGAGACCUGCAUGGAUGAAGCUCAGAUCGCUGCUGUGUGCAGAGAGUGUCUGCAGGCGCUGGAGUUCCUCCACUCCAACCAGGUGAUCCAUCGAGACAUCAAGAGUGACAACAUCCUGCUGGGGAUGGACGGCUCCGUCAAGCUCACCGACUUCGGCUUCUGCGCCCAGAUCACCCCGGAGCAGAGCAAACGCAGCACCAUGGUGGGGACUCCGUACUGGAUGGCUCCGGAGGUGGUGACCCGGAAGGCCUACGGCCCCAAAGUGGACAUCUGGUCCUUGGGCAUCAUGGCCAUCGAGAUGGUGGAGGGAGAACCGCCCUACCUGAACGAGAACCCGCUCAGGGCUCUGUAUCUGAUCGCGACCAACGGAACGCCAGAACUUCAAAACCCCGAGAAACUCUCCACAACAUUCAGAGAUUUCCUGAACCAGUGUCUGGAGAUGGACGUGGAGAAGAGAGGGUCCGCUAAAGAACUACUGCAGCAUCAGUUUUUAAAGAUGGCGAAGCCCCUCUCCAGCCUGACUCCCCUCAUUCUGGCGGCCAAAGAGGCCGCGAAGAACAACCGUUAGCUUUGCCCUUGCCGUCUGCCCGAGGAGGUGGAGGUGCUCUCUAUCUCUCUUCCUCUUUUUUUCCUCUCUUCCUCCCUCCUUCAUUCCCCUCACUUUGAACUUGAACCCCCCCUCCUCCCGGCUCUGAAGCCACAUUCCUCCACCUCACAGGUGGGAAGAAGGGGCGGGGCUUCUUCUCCACCGGACUGGGACAGUCGCCGCCGCCCCUUGUGGCGAACGUGUCGUCGUGACGAGAGCCUGAAGCCACGCAGCGGUUGUUUAUUUAUUUGUUUGUUUUUCAAAUCAGGACCACAGCAGCCGGCCGUCACCUCCUGACAGUCGGAAGUCGUUAGCUUCCUGUUAUUCAGGUGCAAAAAGUUUUAAUUUGAAAUCCACUUUUCUUCUUGCGUGUUUGGAUUUUACUUGUUGAUUGUAGCGAUCUCCUCUGUGGGUUUUUGUCACAGAGCAGGAAAAGUUAAACAAUGAUUGUUUAGAGGAAACACUGUGUGCCCAGAACCACGAGGUGGACCCGGUUCAGCUUCAGAACAGAACCAGCUGUGAGGCGUCAACAAAUCAGAUUCCUGCCAUCAGAAGCCGAGGGGACUCGAAAGCUUGAAGUCAAACGUUUAUCAGAAUGCGGGUCCACACUCAACGUAAACAAAGCACUUUUAUCUGUUUACAAGAUGUUCCACUUCAUCAAACCUGUUGAGCUUUUCCAUCCCAGAAGCAAAAAACAAACAGAAGUUUGUAUUUAUUCUUUGUAAAAGCACAAAACUUGUUUCACAGAUUUUUCAUCUGAUUUUAAUGUUUUUAUCAGUCGGGUUUAAACGCGGGUCACUGAGCAGAACUCGCUCCAUCUGUGGUUCUGGGUCGUCUGCGGGCUUGAUGUUGGACUGUGAAGGACAGAAUGUGCAUGAGAACAACCUUUAUUUGUUUUUUUUAUUAUUAUUAUUCAAAUGGUACGUCUAA
Austrofundulus limnaeus is the source of this 2794-nucleotide messenger RNA. It is a transcript of the gene pak1, whose product is annotated as p21 protein (Cdc42/Rac)-activated kinase 1. Gene Ontology annotation, molecular function: ATP binding; protein serine/threonine kinase activity. Lineage: Eukaryota; Metazoa; Chordata; Actinopteri; Cyprinodontiformes; Rivulidae. The record is from RefSeq and is a predicted model, not a curated record. Gene Ontology annotation, biological process: protein phosphorylation. The coding region runs from base 161 to 1846 and encodes 561 amino acids. The transcript is spliced from 15 exons.